This is a messenger RNA of Cantharellus anzutake, 699 nucleotides long. RefSeq lists its product as uncharacterized. The transcript has 3 exons. NCBI's taxonomy places the organism in Eukaryota, Fungi, Basidiomycota, Agaricomycetes, Cantharellales, Hydnaceae. The coding region runs from base 464 to 667 and encodes 67 amino acids. The record is from RefSeq and is a predicted model, not a curated record.
CUCCGCACUUUAAACACUGUUGUGUACUUUGCACAAAAACACGCUUCAUUAAGGCCUCUUAGCUUGUGAUAUUGCUCUACUGCCUCAUCUGACGUGCUGUACCACGCAUCCUAUCAUACAUCUUUUGCGUGUCUUUUCACGCGUCUUUUUGUCCCUCAUCAGACUAUCGAUGCAUUCCCCAUCUUAUUAUGCCUCCAGUUGCUAUGGUAAGUGUAGCAUACACUCAUGGGACUCACCCAAUCUGCGGAUCUCUCUGUUGCACAGAAAAUCAAGAUCCCUGAUCCGCGAGGCCGAGGAAACUGUAAAAAGUACUCCAUAGAAGAGACCCUUGGCAUGGAAUGAAACGAGUAUGUUAACCAACCCCAAGCCUAGACUGACUAUGAAAACUUGUGGAUCGCUGAAGUCCUAAAGGGGAAAGGCAGAGCAAUGCCGACACCCAGGGGUUCAAAGAUUUAACCUAGCUAUGUUAACUUCUCUCUGGUUGCUUGCGUUCGCUCUCAUUUCACUCUUACACUGUUAUUGCCAACUCAUUCAACUUUACCUGACUUGCUACAUGCUCUUUCGCAUAGAGUGCUUCGACUUUGCUGCUCCCAUUCGAUCUCUCUUGGUACUGUACUGCUUGUACCUUGCCAUUUACACAUAUUCACUUGUAGCAUCACACUUCUGAUGACCACGCUUCAUGUAUACGCAUGUAUUACC